CGACUGAAAAAAGUAAAAAAAACAUUCCAAAAUUAAAAUUCAGGAGCUUCAUUUCAGACUUUCUCUCUCCUCUUUCGGCAAUGGCGCCCACCUUCAUCUUCCCCCCAAAUCUCCACUCCCUUGAAGAAGAAAACGAAGACAACCAUCUCUCCGCCCAAAAGCCAACCAACAUCACUGAAUUUCGCUCUUCUGACCUCGAAGAAUUCGUCAAAGGUGUUUCAUUCGACCUAUCAGAUAAAGAGCUUUUCUGCAUCGAAGAUCAAGAGGUCUUUGAUCGAGUGUAUUCCUUGGUGAAGUGGUACUCUUCUCUUACUCCGCCCUGUAAAUUCAACAUCGUCGAAAGCCUUCGGUCGAAUUUCAGUGUGCUUCUUCCGAAUAUCGAUUCUCUCUCCAGAGUGUCGCAGUGUCCUCCAAAUGACGAUGAUGACGGUGGUGCUGAUGAUGGUUCUGCUAUGCUCGAGCGAGUUGCUUCGCAUCGAAAUGCUUUCAAAAUCUACACUUUCUUUCUUGUUCAUAUUAUUCUUGCCGAGGAGUCAAGUACGGCUUCUAUCAAUACCUCCAAAACGGCAGCUACCAGCCGGAAGAAAUUGCCAAUAAAUGCAUGGAAAUGGGAAGGACAACGAGGGCGGAUUCUAACCUUAAUUGCCAAUUCGCUUGAGAUUAAUCUAUCAACUUUAUUUGGAUCCUCAGAUCCUGAUGAGAAUUACCUUUCUUUCAUUGCAAAGAAUGCAUUUCUCAUGUUUGAAAAUCCUAUACUGCUGAAGGAUUCUGAUGCAAAAGAUGCUUUGUGUCGCAUUAUUGGGAGUUGUGCUACUAAGUACCACUAUUUGGCACAAACGUCUGCCUCUAUUAUUCAUUCGCUACACAAGUAUGAUUUUGUUGUCACUGCAAUGGCUGAUGCUGUGGCAGGGGCUGAAAAGAAGUACGCUGAUGGGAGCUUGGCUACCUCUAUUAUUAGAGAGAUUGGAAGGACAAACCCAAAGAAUUAUGCCAAGGAUACAGUGGGUGCAGAAAACAUAGGGCGCUUUCUUGUUGAGCUCUCUGAGAGAUUGCCUAAGUUGGUCUCAACGAAUAUUGGCAUUCUAGUCCCACAUUUUGGUGGAGAAUCUUACAAGAUCAGGAAUGCACUUGUGGGGGUGCUUGGAAAGUUGGUUUCUAAAGCAUUUAAAGAUGACGAAGGUGAGGUAAGCUCAAAAUCAGUUCGUCUGCGAACUAAACAGGCUAUGCUGGAAAUUUUGCUAGAGCGGUGUCGUGAUGUUUCAGCUUAUACAAGAAGCAGGGUGCUUCAAGUUUGGUCUGAACUGUGUGAAGAACAUUCCGUUUUAAUUGGUCUAUGGAAUGAAGUGGCAACAGUGGCUGCUGGAAGAUUGGAAGACAAGAGUGCUAUUGUAAGAAAAUCUGCUUUAAAUUUACUCAUUGUAAUGCUUCAGCAUAAUCCGUUCGGGCCUCAACUUCGCAUAUCAUCUUUUGAAGCGACACUGGACAAAUACAAGAAUAAGCUAAGUGCUCUUCAGCCAGAGAUGAAUGAAGAAAAUGAUAUUGAUGGAGCGCCAUCUGAUAAAGGCAACUGUAAUGGGGAUGGUGAUGUCGAUCAUGUGAACACGGAAACCAGAUCUGAUGAGCUGCCAAAUAGUGUAACUGAUAGCUAUUUGUCCCAGGUUGAAGAAGGGACUGUUCUGAAAGAUAAUUCUGUUCCUGAUGUUGGCAAUGUGGAGCAGACUAGGGCUCUGGUUGCUUCCCUGGAGGCUGGCCUAAGUUUUUCCAAGUGUCUAUCAGCUACAAUGCCAACUCUUGUUCAACUGAUGGCUUCUUCCUCUGCUUCGGAUGUAGAGAAUACUAUACUCUUGCUCAUGAGAUGUAGACAGUUUCAGAUUGAUGGAUCAGAAGCCUGCCUUCGCAAGAUGUUGCCUCUGGUUUUUUCUCAGGACAAAGCCAUAUGUGAGGCUGUAGAGAAUGCUUUCAUCACCAUUUAUAUUACAAAGAACUCACUGGAAACUGCUAAGAAUCUUUUGAAACUUGCGAUAGAUUCAAAUAUUGGAGAUCUUGCGGCUCUGGAGUCCAUAAUUGGCGCUUUAGUGUUUAAAGGGGAUGUAUCAUCUGGAACGAUUUCAGCUUUGUGGGACUUCUUUUGCUUUAAUUUACCCAGAACUACAGCAGAACAGUGUCGUGGUGCCUUAACUGUUCUCUGUAUGGCUGCAAAGUCAUCAAGUGAAAUUCUAGGUUCUCACUUACAAGACAUUAUUGAUAUCGGAUUUGGCCGAUGGGCUAAGGUAGAUCCCUUGCUUGCAAGAACUGCCUGUACUACUCUUCAGAGGUUAUCUGAAGAAGACAGAAAAAAGCUGCUGGCUAAUAACGGGAGUCGUAUCUUUGCCGCACUAGAGAGUAUAAUAACUGGUUCUUGGCUUCCAGAAAACAUCUGGUACAGUGCUGCUGAUAAAGCAAUAGGCGCAAUAUAUACACUUCACCCAGCUCCAGAAAUUAUUGCUGCCAGGGUAGUAAAAAAAUCUCAGACUUUUGUAUUCAAUUUUGGGGAUUCUGGUCCUUUGCAGCAUGACAAGGAAAAUGAGAAUGAGACCGAGACUGUUCAUGGCCCUACCACUGUUCAAGCUGGAAAACUCAGUAGAUAUUUGUUUGUUAUAAGCCAUGUUGCCAUGCAUCAGUUAAUGUAUAUCGAAUCUUGUGUUAGAAAGAUUCAAAAACAAAAGGCAGUGAAGGAGAGGCAGACUGUUGAUGGUAGCGGUUUGACUCCUGAUGCUGCAAAGGACAGUGGUAUAAAUGCUGAAUUAGGUGUUUCAGCCUCUGAUGAUGCAAUGCUUGAUUCACUAGCUGACAAGGCAGAGAGAGAAAUUUUAUCUGGUGGUUCUGAUGAAAAGAACUUGCUUGGAUACUGUGCAGGUUUUCUUUCGAAGCUCUGCAGAAACUUUAGUUUGAUGCAGAAGAAUCUGGAACUGCAAGCAGCUGCUAUGCUUGCUCUGUGUCGUUUUAUGAUUGUCGAUGCAUCUUUUUGUGAAGCAAAUCUUCAGUUGCUGUUCACAGUUGUGGAGAGUACAUCAUCAGAAACUGUUCGAUCAAAUUGCACCAUAGCUCUUGGAGACCUGGCAGUCCGAUUUCCUAAUUUACUUGAACCUUGGACUGAGCACAUGUAUGCUAGGUUGCGUGAUCCAUCAGUUUCUGUCAGGAAAAAUGCUGUUUUGGUUCUUUCACAUCUUAUCUUGAAUGAGAUGAUGAAGGUCAAGGGUUACAUAUAUGAAAUGGCUGUGAGAUUGGAGGAUGAAGAUGAUAGAAUUUCAAAUCUGGCAAAACUCUUCUUCACUGAAUUAGCAAAGAAAGGAUCGAAUCCGAUAUAUAAUCUACUUCCUGAUAUUCUUGGCAAGCUUUCCCAACAGAAUUUGAAGACAGAACCAUUCUGCAACAUUAUGCAAUUCUUAAUUGGUUCCAUUAAAAAGGAUAAACAAAUGGAAGGCUUGGUUGAGAAGCUUUGCAACCGGUUUAAUGGGGUUACAGAUACUUGUCACUGGGAAUGCCUUGCAUAUUGCCUUUCUCAGUUGACAUUCACCGACAAAGGAAUGAAAAAGCUUAUCGAGUCCUUUAAGACAUAUGAACAUGCUUUAUCUGAGGAUUCUGUUUUGGGCCAUUUCAGAAACAUAAUAAACAAGGGCAAGAAGUUUGCAAAACCAGAACUGAAAUCAUCUAUUGAGGAGUUUGAGGAAAAGCUCAACAAGUAUCAUUUGGAGAAGAAGGAGCAGGAAGUCACAGCACGAAAUGCACAAGCCCACAAAGACAGAAUUGACAACUUAGAAGGUUUCAUCGUUGCUGGUAAAACCAGACAAGAAAAUGAAGAUGCUUCAAUCACCAAAGAUGCAAUAGAUGGUGAGGUGAUCGACCCGUCUGCAGGGCCAUGUUUGAAUGAUGUCGCAACAUCAAAUGUUGAUGAGCUAGAAGAAAAUUGUUCCACUAUAACCAAUGAAGCAACAGAGACAGAGGCUAGUGGUGAAGAAGUCCUAUCGCCAAUAGUUGAUCAAAGAGCUGUGUCAAAUUCUAGAUCCCGGAAAUCGAAGCUGAAAGAUCAGAAGGUUGUAAACACUGUAUCUGUUAGGAGGAGUACCAGAUCAAAGCAAAGGUGAGGACGGAGAGGAUUUACUGGCUUCCUUGCCAGCAAAUAGGCAAAUAUUUCCUUUUGUAUGCUCGUUUUGGUAACCUCUUUCCCAGGGUCAGUUAAAAUUGCCCUGCAUUUUACUGUGAAUAGUUAGCUAGUAAGUUGUAACAAUCUAGGAUGCUCAUGAGGUUGGAGUUCUCCAAUAGUCCCUUAUUCAAUAAACGGCGAUUAGGGGACUAUGUUGCAUCGCAGGGAAAGAGUUUGUUGUUGUAUUUAUGUAUGUACAUUGAAGUUCAACAUGAAAGUAACCCAAUUUUUUGGGGUUUCAUAGCA
Molecule: messenger RNA, 4429 nt
Organism: Spinacia oleracea (spinach)
Lineage: Eukaryota; Viridiplantae; Streptophyta; Magnoliopsida; Caryophyllales; Amaranthaceae
Product: condensin-1 complex subunit CAP-D2
Exons: 17
Coding region: 81-4124 (1347 amino acids)
Biological process (GO): mitotic cell cycle; mitotic chromosome condensation; meiotic chromosome condensation
Cellular component (GO): condensin complex; condensed chromosome, centromeric region; nucleus
Molecular function (GO): histone binding
Source: RefSeq, a predicted model, not a curated record